This is a messenger RNA of Chenopodium quinoa (quinoa), 2148 nucleotides long. RefSeq names its product NADPH:adrenodoxin oxidoreductase, mitochondrial. The coding region runs from base 670 to 1857 and encodes 395 amino acids. Lineage: Eukaryota; Viridiplantae; Streptophyta; Magnoliopsida; Caryophyllales; Amaranthaceae. The record is from RefSeq and is a predicted model, not a curated record. Gene Ontology annotation, molecular function: oxidoreductase activity. The transcript has 13 exons.
ACUAACGUCGAAACUCGAAAGUUAUGUGUCAUGUCAACUACAAACCUAGAAAAUAUUAAAAUAUUGCAACAUAAUUCAAUAAUAAAAAGAAUGCCAUCAUAUUAACGUGAUAUGUUAAUAUGAAGCUCGACGGGUUAAAAUAUAGAUAGCCCAAUAGCAAAAAAUUUCAUAACCAUAUAUGGUAGAUAUCAGCAAAGAAAACGGGCAAGUCCAAAAAGUUAACAGGAAAAAAAAAAAAAAAAAAAAAACAUAUUGGGUCUAAAACUCGAAAACCCAAAACCCCAAAAACAUCCGUAAAAAAAAAACCCAAAUCGUCGCUUUCAUCGGCGGCGACGGAGCAAGCGGAAUAGUCGUCGGAAAACCCUUAACUCGCGAUUCUCCGAUGAAAAUGGCGGUUUUCCGAUCACGAGCAUGGCUUUCAAGAGCCUUCAGUUCUCUCUCCUCCAAUCCUCUUCGGGUUUGUGUCGUCGGCAGCGGACCUGCCGGAUUUUACACUGCAGAGAAGAUGUUGAAAGCUAAUGAGAAAGCUGAAGUUGAUGUAUUGGAUCGAUUGCCAACUCCAUUUGGUUUAGUUCGUUCUGGUGUUGCUCCUGAUCAUCCUGAAACUAAGAAAAAUUGCAACAGAUUGUGAUUAAUCAGUUUAGCCGGGUUGCGAAAAACGACCGGUGCAUGUUCUUUGGAAAUGUAAAUCUUGGGGCGUCUGUGUCACUGAAAGAGCUUCGAGAUUUAUAUCAUGUGGUCGUGCUUGCAUAUGGCGCUGAAAGUGAUCGAGUUCUUGGUGUUCCUGGAGAGGAUUUGAAAGGAAUUUACUCUGCUAGGGAGUUUGUUUGGUGGUACAAUGGACAUCCAGAUUGCAGAAACUUGGCUCCUGACUUGGAGAGUACAAAUACAGCUGUUAUUCUUGGCCAGGGCAAUGUAGCUCUUGAUGUUGCAAGAAUCCUCUUAAGACCCACGGCUGAACUGGCAACGACUGAUAUUGCUAGUCAUGCAUUAGGUGCUUUGGAAAAGAGCUCAAUAAGGAAAGUGCAUUUAGUUGGAAGGCGUGGUCCAGUACAGGCCGCUUGUACUGCAAAAGAAUUACGUGAGAUACUUGGGCUUAAAGAUUUGUACAUCAAUAUUGAAGAUGCCGAUCUUAGGAAAAGCCCAGUGGAUGAGGAAGAAAUGAAGUCCAGUCGAAUCCAGAGACGGGUGUAUGAAUUACUAUGUAAGGCAUCCACCUCAAGACCUAUGAGUCCUGAUGCUGAUCAACGGGAGCUCCACUUUGUUUUCUUCCGCAAGCCAGACAAAUUUCAGGAGUCAGAGAAGAGAAAUGGGCAUGUUGCUGCAGUUCGCUUUGAGAAAACAACUCUUAAAGUGGACUCAGGUAGACAGGUUGCAGUUGGGACUGGAGAAUAUGACGACAUUGAGUGUGGGUUGGUGCUGAAGAGUAUUGGCUACAAAUCUGUGCCAGUGGAUGGCUUGCCCUUCGAUUCGCACCGAGGCGUUGUUCCAAACUUAAGAGGUCGAGUGUUGCAAGCUACUUCAGGUGAUCAUGCGCUGCUUGAGGGUUUGUACGUUUGUGGAUGGUUGAAGAGGGGACCAACUGGAAUCGUUGCAACAAACCUUUAUUGUGCUGAGGAAACUGUUGCCAGCAUAAUGGAGGACCUUUCCCAGGGACCAUUAGCAUCACUUUCAAGCUUGCAAAAACCGGGCAGGGAGGGGCUUCUUGAGUUGCUCGCUGAUCGCAAAGUCACAGUACUUCCAUUCAGUGCCUGGGAAAAGAUAGACUCCGAAGAAAAGCAGCGGGGAGGUUUAAAGCACAAACCCAGAGAUAAACUAUCCUCUUGGCAGGAGCUACUGAAAGUUGGAUCAGAAUGAAUAUAUUUUCAUCUCACUAAUUACCUAUUUCCCAGAGGAAGAGGGAAAUUCAGAGUUUUUUUUUCCCCUUAAUUUAUAUACGACCAUUUAGACUGUUGUAUAGAACUACAAUUUUGACUUAGUUAGCACUCCACACUAACCUGUUAUCUUUGAAUUUUGAAGUGUGGGUCACAGCAGCUUUUAGAAUGCUCUGUCUCUCUAUUAUACACCAGAGUUGGUUAUGACAUAUCAAUUCGUAAUGCUUAAUCAUUGAUAUUACAGAGAAUAAAUGGUAUCUGAUCUAGGAUCCAA